Messenger RNA from Letharia columbiana, 1329 nucleotides. RefSeq lists its product as uncharacterized. The transcript has a single exon. The record is from RefSeq and is a predicted model, not a curated record. Gene Ontology annotation, biological process: protein phosphorylation. Gene Ontology annotation, molecular function: ATP binding; protein kinase activity. Bases 1 to 1329 code for a protein of 442 amino acids. NCBI's taxonomy places the organism in Eukaryota, Fungi, Ascomycota, Lecanoromycetes, Lecanorales, Parmeliaceae.
AUGUCCAUGCGGAGGUCUGCUCGUUUAAGCAAAGCAGCAAGCCGGAUCAGCGUAGCAAGCAAUGCCAGUUGGACAUCGAGUCUCAAAGAUGCUCCUCCACUUCCGAAUAUUGCAGACGCUUGGUUGACGGGAGCUUCAAACGCUCGUGGACCCCGGCCUUUGUCUGUCUCCCGAUUUGCCAACCCUCAGUAUCGUGACUCGAUCGCCUCCAGCUCUCUCCAACCGUUGCAAGAGGAAUCUCCUGUUGAGCCCAAUAGAAAGUCAUACGUCUCAUUCGAGAGCGACUCGCAAAUGGGUGGUACCAACGGCACUGAUUCCGACACCUCGCACGCAGCGCUCCAGAGCUAUUUUGAUGAGUCAGGCAGCAGUGGGCCUACAACAGAGGCCGGUGGCUCAAUCAACGAUCAUCUAACCCACGCCAUCGCCGCAGAUGGUGAGGAGCCUGACGAAGAGCUAAAUCAGUUCCUCAAAGGUGAUUCAUGGGACAACGUCAAAUGGAUGCAGGGUGCCCUCAUUGGCCAAGGUUCUUUCGGCAGUGUCUACCUUGCUCUCCACGCAGUCACUGGGGAACUCAUGGCAGUCAAACAAGUUGAGGUUCCGUCCGCCCACAGCAAUAGCACAUUGGACAAGCGAAAGGAGAGUAUGCUUGCCGCUCUCAAGCAUGAAAUUGAUCUUCUGCGUGAUCUUCAGCACGAGAAUAUAGUCCAAUACCUUGGCUCCAAUUCUGACGAUCAGCACUUCAACAUCUUCCUUGAGUAUGUCCCUGGUGGUUCGGUGGCAGCAAUGCUCAAUUCCUACGGUCAGCUCCAAGAACCUCUCAUUCGCAACUUCGUCCGCCAGAUCCUUGCCGGCUUGUCAUAUCUGCACGGAAGGGACAUCAUUCACCGAGAUAUCAAGGGCGCCAACGUACUUGUUGACAACAAAGGCAACAUUAAGAUUUCUGACUUUGGUAUCUCCAAGCGUGUCGAAGCCUCUGCCCUACUCCAGCCUCAGAAGAACGGUGGCCACAUGCACCGUCCGUCUCUUCAAGGAUCCGUUUUCUGGAUGGCUCCGGAAGUCGUUAAGCAAACCUCCUAUACCCGCAAAGCGGACAUCUGGUCAUUGGGCUGUCUGAUCGUGGAGAUGUUCACAGGAACGCAUCCUUUCCCAAAUUGUUCACAAUUGCAGGCAAUUUUCCAAAUUGGGAACUCGAGUGCGAAGCCGACCACGCCAGAGAAUGCUAGUGAAGAGGGCCAGGAGUUCUUGAGCAAGACGUUCGAGAUUGAUCAUGAGAAGAGACCGAGCGCUAACGAGUUGUUACUCUCGCCGUUUUUGAAGCAAAUUGCUUGA